AAAACAAGCCACAGUUACACAAAAUAUGUCCAUGUAGAGAGUGAAGACCGUCUUCAAGUUCUUAGUCUGUGUGACAUUUGAACAAAGAAUGUAAAACAGUGGGUUUCAGGGAUUGUGCUUUUUGGGUGGAUUCAGUCAAUCAGCCUGAACGUGAAAGCCCUGAAGGUUCGUUGUCAUUAUUCAACACAUUUGGAAAGUAUGUCCCACUUCGACUUCAGGGCCUUUGACCUAUACCAGGAUUCCUUCACAAUGCUUACAUGUUGCAUGACGUGCAAUGGCUCCUCCUCCUCACCUUUCCUGGGUUUCAGCUGCCCGAGACGUUAGCCUAAUAUUUCAACACUGGAGGUCAUCCUGAGCUGUCAGCUGGUACAGAACACGGAUGGAUAGAUGGAUGGAUGCGCAUCAGAUUAAAUCUUAACGCAGAGGCUGCGCACGGUGGCAACUUCCGCCCGUUCCGGAGGCGCACCCAUCUCCACCCUCACCGUCACACCUGUUGUGAAAACCUGCAUUUCAGCGGGAUCUUUUAGUCUGGCCAUCCCGGAGCGCUGCUCGUCGUGGAUAUCUGGGACAAAAAUCGCUUCCUAAACUGCAUUUGUAAACCCGGGCAGCAUCAAUGCGCUCUUGCUGGAUCCUGUCCACACUCACCAUCCUGGUGACGUUAGGACUGGUCCUUGUUAUCCUGGGCCAAUAUCAUGAGAUGCUCACGAUAGAUAGGAAGACUGAAAGCUUAAAAGUGUUCAAAGGCAGAUUUGAUACCAGACUUCUUUAUGAAGACCGCUUUAAAGACUCGAUCGAAAAGCUGUUGUCUGAGGGGCAGAGCAUGACGAAAACGCUGGAGACUGCGCUGGAGACACUCGGCCAAGAGGUCGAGAAGAAGAAAACUGAACAAGAUGCCUGUCAAGCAGAAAUGAAAACAAAAAAAGAAGAGGUGGAAUCCAGUGAGGCAUCAAACAAACAGACGACAGAUGCCCUAAAAGCCGAGUCUGAUGCCUGGCAGCAGGAGACAAACACUUUGAAAGCCCAACUGACGCAGGUCUCACCGAUUUGUGAAUAUGUGAAGAAAAAAGAUGAAGCGACGAAAUUAUGUGCCACCAAUGCCACCUCAACCUGAAAAGAAGGCCAUCGAAUGGGAAGUGCCAGAACAGUUUUCAUAUUUAUAACUUUAUUUCUGUCAAAGACCAAUAAAUGUUUGUCAAGUGUAUUUAGCUUCUCAAGGCUGAGUAGCUUUUGGUGUGUGUAAUUUUUAAGCUUUUACACCGCUUUUGUAGUUGUCUCAUCUUGCUUAUUCUACACCAGAUUAAAAUGCUGAAACCAGUUUAAA
Molecule: messenger RNA, 1321 nt
Organism: Menidia menidia (Atlantic silverside)
Lineage: Eukaryota; Metazoa; Chordata; Actinopteri; Atheriniformes; Atherinopsidae
Source: the annotation of a GenBank genome assembly